CGUAACUAGGCAGCGGGUCACGCUCCGCGCCGGGGACUCUCGCACAGUCACAACAGACACCCUCACGUUUCUAGUUUGUCUGCUGCUAGGGUCUGUGCCGGUAGUGGCAAUGAAGUGGUACACAUAGGCCUAUUUCUUCGGGAUAACUUAACUUUUCAAUAAAGUAUAGAGGAAAUCGAGUCAAGAAAUCGUCUGGAACGGGUUAUGCUUCGUGCGUCGGCGUAAUCAGAAAGAGAGUACGCAUAACUGAAAACAUUUUGACCCAUAUCGGACUCGACAACCCCGUCGACAACCACCGCAACCAUGCCUCAUCCCAAGCGUGAUAUGAUUCGUUUCGUCGUGCACCAACGCGACAACGACCCCACCGAGAUCGUCGCCCACCUCGUCAAGGACGGCGAGGACCACGAUAAGGUGUGCGAGCAGAUGACAGAGAACGGCUACUCGGUGUGCGAAUCGAACAGGAGCGCCCCCGUUCGGGCGCUGACGGGCGAGGCCUUCUAUAUACGACUACUUGGUGACAUCCAGGUCAACACUUUCACGGACAACAGCUACCGGAAAGAUCGCUUCCUCGUAAGGUAUAUACGUAACCGUCCCAACCGCAAGGAUUUCUUCAUAACCGGAGUUUACCGCGGUCGGUACCAACCGGAGUAUGCCGGUAAGGUCCUGCUUCACCGCGUCACUCUGAACGCGGGCACUACCAACAAAGGAAGCGGUCGACAGUUCAUUAUGAAUAACCUGGAGAGCGUUCUCGGAAACAUAGCAUCGUCAAGCAAAUUGGUUCUCUUUAAGGAUCGAGAUGUACCAGCGCCCCCUGACGUCCAAGACACAUACGAUGACGAUCAUUUGACGAAAGACGUCGUUUUACGAACCAUCUCCAAGGACAUCCCCAAGGACUUCGUCACGCCCCUCUGCAUGCAUCUCUUCGGUCUCAGCGAGGUCGAGGUCCUCAACCUCGGCAUGCUCCCUCAUCAUCGCGACUUCGACGAACAACGGUACGGUGUCCUGGACAAGUGGAAGGGAGAGCAGGGGGACAAAGCGACGUUCCAGAAGCUCAUCGAGGCCUUCCAAGCGGUCAAGAUGAAGUCUGCCGCGGCUACGCUCAACAGGAAUCUCCUCACCGAAAACCGUCUUCGAAGAAUAGCCAAGCAGCUUCCAGCAGACAGCCAACCCCUUGCUGAUGCGAUGAAGGUCAACUCAGACGAGGUCAAGGAAAAAUUCUAUACCGAGAUGGCCGAGUUUAAAUUUCAGAUUAUAUGGCGAUGGAGAGAAGACACACAUCAGAAACUUCGAGGUCGAGCUAACCAUUCUCUACUGCUGAGGGCGCUACGCUACAUCAGCCUCCCAACGGUUGCUGAUGAGAUCACGGAUAUGACGUCAGUCGACGUCAGGGAUAUCGUCAUGCUUCGGACGGUCACCAAGGACAUUAGCCGAGAGAAGAUCUGCGCCCUCGUCGACAGGUUCGGUCUCACCGACGACGAAAAGCGCCAUAUCACCCGGGAGUACGGCUUGGACUUCAACAAGCGUCUCUACCUGCUCAACGCCCUCGUCAUGUGGAAGGAGAAGGGCGGUGACGAGGACUCGAGGGCGUCGUACGAGAAUCUGAUGGCUCAUAUGGAAGACAUUGGCUAUGGACAGAACCCGGCUAUCCUCGACGAAGUCCUGAUCGACGAUAAACGUCUUCGCUACAUAUCAACGCUUAUCCCCACCGAUAGCAUGAAAGCAUUGGCAGACGAGCUCCACGUCGAUACGGCCCCUAUGAAGAUUCCGGCGGGACCGGAAGCUGCACUUUUGGGCUAUCGUCUGCUCACACGCUGGAAAGAUACCCGCGGGAAGUACGCGUCUCACACCGAGCUCAUCAGCGCACUCGACAAGGCCGAGCUUGGAGCGACCAUCGACGUCAUCGACCGUUUGGGAUCAGUGGACAUUUCGAAAGGUGCAAUGAAUGAAUUCUGUCUGCGGUACGUCGGGUCGUGGAUCCACGUCAGCCGAGCUCACGAGUGGCCUUCCAUCGUCCAAAACAUCCCAUCCCAGCUCAUCCAGGGACUCGAUGACCGCACCGUCGCCCAGAUCAAACGGGAGCUCCGUGACCCGCAGGAGCAGCUCUCCAGGGCCCUCGUGCUCUGCCGCGACCGCCGGAUCAUUUCCUCCACGGGCGCGCUCUGCAAUCGCCUGAUCGCGUGCGGGUUCGAACGCGCGGCGCUGACCUUGUUGGACGUCUCGAGGUCACAGCACUACUGCACGACCCUGAGGUUAGAUGAAGGACCCUACGGGGGCAUUGAUGGGGUGGGGUCUGAGUACCCAGAGGAGGAAGGAGGAGCUGAGAGGGAGGAAGGAGGAGCUGAGAUGGAGCCUGAAGAGAUCGAGUGACGUAAUGGUCACGUUGCCUAGCAACAGUCAAGGCACAUUUCAGAAAGUGAGAAUGUCUGUAUCGUCCAUUAUAAUGGAAAGUCUCAAACAAUUGAUUUGUUGAUUGAUAACCUAAAACAAACUUGAUUUAAAAACAGCGGAAAUAAAUAGAAUGGUUUUUAUAUUCAUAAUCGGUUCCAUCUUUGACUUGAACUGAUGAAAAGGAUGCUAUUCAAUUAAACAAAUAGAAGAUGUUGAUAUCCUUUUUCGAAAAAUGUUAAGGUUUAAGGCACCAUUGGUUUAACAAUAAAAGAGAAAAAUUCUCGAUUUGGAGAACGUUUGAAAUUUUGCUGCUGCUUUUGAAGUGUGUACGUCCCAAUACGCAUUUUACUACUAAAAUUGUGUGUGAUCGAAGUCUUCCGACGUUGCCAAUUUACGGAAGCUGCUGUGUAAUCAGUGUUAUAAUAUUGAAAGCAUGAAUGCAUAUUAAUCAGAGUAUUCAACAUUAUGAAUCAGUGUGUAUUAAAAUAAUCGUCUCGUUUCAUGGGAAGAUGUAAUCAGGGAAGCGAGUUACAUAUCAAUAUUGAACGAGCUUUGAUCAUUGAAAAUUGAAUAUUGGACAAUAUGUUCCCAUAUAAAUCCGUCCUUUGUGACCAUAUUCAACUUGAUACGCUGAUAUGAAGAUAGUUAUGUUCAGGUGAAUUAAUUGAUGGGUGUGCGUUUGUGUUUACUUGGUUUAUAGUCAUUGCGACGUUUUGCUGCAAAAUUUUGCUCUCUGUCAAAACCCUAUUCAACUCGCCAACUGACUAGUUAUUACGUGAGAACAGUAUGAUUUUUCAAUCCUUAGCCUAUAGCUAUUCUUUGGAUAAUUAUAUUGUUUGUUGCAGUCAACGACACACAAUGGCACCGAGUAUGAGAAGGUAAACUAAUCCAUGGAAAACUUUAAGCCAAAGACCAGUUUAUAUGAUAUACAUAUUCAGUACAAAAUAAUCAUUGAUCAAGAGCAGAAAACAAAACAUGCUAAAGUUUCGGAUCUCCAUGCAUGAUGAACAAUAGCAUUGAAUUUGCGUCAUAUUUUUUUGUUCCCUCCUUCUCUUUCUUUCUGUUCUUUUUAACCGUUAUUUAAUAUAUCGUCCACGUUUCUAAUGUAAAAUAUAAUACCAAUAUUCUUUUUGUACAGGUACCAAAGUAAACAGCUGUCGGUUAUUAUGGAGACAUUAAAAAUAAUACGUUUUAGAUCGUGACAUAGGAAUAUUUGUUUACGCACAACAGAUUUUAGGCCUGAUUUUGUUCUAAAUUUACGCACUCCAGAUCACAGGCCUAAUUUAUAUUUCGUUUAUGAGCAAUCCUUUUUUUUUAUAGAUAUUUUCUUGAUUUUCGAACUUAUAUUAAGAUAUCGUGAUGUCGUGUUUUAAUUGUUACUUUUUGUUCAGUAAACUCGUAAUUACUAUCUCUGAGAUGAAAAUACAACAUACGUUCGAUAAUAUGUUGUUAAUAUUAUGUGCAUGAGCAGUUCGACAAAAUUAAUAUAUGUUUCUUAUUUCAUUGACAAAAUCAAUAAAACACUGCAAUGUGUGAGUCUUUGUGACCAAGCAGGUAAUCUACUUUGCCUUGUCACAACAGUUUGGUUUUAUUAGAGUUCUGUCAUCAUUUACGGAAAAGGAAUGGUGUAAAUAUCCCAUUGAAAUUUAUUUUCUACAGUGUUCUAUGAAAAGAUUGUGUAUAUAUCUCAGCAGAAAAUUAGAAUAAUUCCGUCCAGCUUCUAGAGAGAUGCAUUUCUUAUUUUUAUUUUUAUGAUCCGAAAAAACAAACAUAUAUACAAAAAAAAAUGUAUACAUUGCUGUUGGGUGUGUUGUCUUUGUGCUAUUACAAUUUGCAAUGAGAAAAUGUCAGUAUUCCAUAUUUGUUUGUGCAAUAAAUUGCAUUACGUUAUAUUAUGUGGGCCCCAGCUUUGGCAAUAAAUGCACACUAAUACCUUCGAA
Strongylocentrotus purpuratus (purple sea urchin) is the source of this 4328-nucleotide messenger RNA. RefSeq lists its product as uncharacterized. Gene Ontology annotation, biological process: signal transduction. The transcript has 10 exons. The record is from RefSeq and is a predicted model, not a curated record. Gene Ontology annotation, molecular function: protein binding. Lineage: Eukaryota; Metazoa; Echinodermata; Echinoidea; Camarodonta; Strongylocentrotidae. The coding region runs from base 304 to 2367 and encodes 687 amino acids.